This is a messenger RNA of Hirundo rustica (Barn swallow), 489 nucleotides long. RefSeq names its product folate receptor alpha-like. The annotation marks the transcript as partial. Gene Ontology annotation, cellular component: external side of plasma membrane. Lineage: Eukaryota; Metazoa; Chordata; Aves; Passeriformes; Hirundinidae. The transcript is spliced from 3 exons. The record is from RefSeq and is a predicted model, not a curated record. Gene Ontology annotation, molecular function: signaling receptor activity.
AUGGCAGCGGUGUUUGCUCUGCUGGUGCUGGUGGCCUGGCCAGCUGCCACCGCAGCAGUGAGGGUGACGCAGGACUCGCUGCUCAACGUCUGCAUGGACGCCAAGCACCAUAAAACAGAGCCUGGCCCUGAGGGGCAGCUCUAUGGCUGCCCCGUGCAGUGUGUUCUCUGGAAGGACAAUGCCUGCUGCACUGCCAACACCAGUUUGGAAGCCCACCAGGACCAGUCCUACCUGUACAACUUCAACUGGGACCACUGUGGGGCCAUGCCAGAGAAGUGCAAGCGCCACUUCAUCCAGGACACAUGUCUCUAUGAGUGUUCCCCUAACCUGGGGCCAUGGAUCGAGCAGGCAGACACCAGCUGGCGGAAGAAGCGGAUUCGGGAUGUGCCACUGUGCCAGGAGGAUUGUGAGCAGUGGUGGGAGGAUUGCCAGGAUGCUGUCACCUGCAAGGUCAACUGGCACAAGGGCUGGAACUGGACUACAGGUGAG